UCUCCUCUCCGGCCGCCUCCUCGCUCUCCCUUCGUGCCCCCGCCUCCGCUGCAGUAGCGAUUAACGCGAGACCGAGGAUCGAGCGGGGCGACUAGGCCGCGUCUCUCUUCCGGGCCUCUAAGGGGCCGAUCCUCGGCUGAGUCUUCCCUUACCAACAUUGGAUGGUGCAUCACCUGUGACACUUCCUGAGAAAAUCUGACUUUUGCUUCUGUUAUUCGUGUUCUGGUUAUUCGUGUUCUGGAUCCGUCCUUGAAGCACCUUCUGGAAGGACGCACAAAGUCAACUACAGGAUGCUCUGCCUGCUUGCGAUUGUCUGCUGUUGAUAUCAGACACAUUUUGGAGUUGCUGUGCUGGCCCGCUCAGGAGGCCAGCGCUGUGAGCUUCCUCCCUCCAUCUUUGGAGUCAAGUGCCGGGAAUUCAGAUCUCCUUAAUAAUUUCCCUCUCCGCUGAGAAGCUGAAGCCCUUAUUGCGGAAACCCCGUUUUCUCUUCUCCAGCAUGUCGGAAAGCUGGCAGCAGCAGCCACCCCCUCCGCAACAACCACCACACCACGCCGGGACGGCUGUUCUCCCGGAGCAUCCCAUCCCGUCGAGUGCCGUAGGCGAGAAUCCCUUGGGCUGUGCCGUCUAUGGCAUCCUGCUCCAGCCAGAACCCAGCAACCUUCAGCACCACCCGCCCAUCCCCGCCAGUGGCGGUGAGCCCUCUGCCAAAUGUGGGGUGUGUGGUCAUGACUUGGCUCACCUCUCUAACCCCCAGGAGCACCAGUGCUUGCAAGGGGGCCAUGACCGGUCCUUCCAGUGCACCCAGUGCCUGAAGAUCUUCCACCAGGCCACGGACCUCUUGGAGCACCAGUGCCUGCAAGUGGAACAGAAGCCAUUUGUCUGCGGGGUCUGCAAGAUGGGCUUCUCCCUUCUCACGUCGCUGGCUCAGCACCACAACGUCCACAACGGCAAUGCCGCCGUCAAGUGCUCCAUCUGCGAAAAGACCUACAAGGCGGCAGCGGCCGUGGCGGCGGCACCUGAGGACCCUGCCCCUCCCCAGCAACCCGCGGCGCUCAACCGGGCCCCCGUCGAGAAGCCCUACAGCUGCUCCAUCUGCCAGAAGCCCUUCAAGCACCUCUCGGAGCUGUCCCGCCAUGAGCGGGUGCAUACCGGGGAGAAGCCCUACAAAUGCAGCCUCUGUGACAAGAGCUUCAGCCAGUCAUCACACCUGGUCCACCACAAGCGCACACACAGUGCUGAGCGGCCCUACAAAUGCACGGUGUGCGAGAAGGCCUUCAAGCACCGUUCCCACCUUGUCCGCCACAUGUAUGCCCACUCGGGCGAGGCGCACCUCUUCCGCUGCAACGUCUGCGAGCUGCACUUCAAGGAGUCCUCAGAGCUGCUGCAGCACGCCUGCACCCCCAGUGGCGAGCGGCCCUUCCGCUGUGGCGCCUGCCACAAGGCAUUCCGGCGGCCCUCAGACCUCCGGCAGCACGAGCGCACGCACAGCACGGAGCGUCCCUUCCAGUGUGACCUCUGCCAAAUGAGUUUCAAGCAGCAGUACGCGUUAAUGCGCCACCGCCGCACGCACAAGACGGUGGGUGCCUCGACUUCCACGGAGCAAGAGGCACAGGCGCCCCCAUUCAAGUGCUCCUUGUGCGAGAAGGGCUUUGUGCAGCCUGCUCACCUGCUCUACCAUCAGCAUGUCCACGGCAUUGAGAACCUCUUCAAGUGCAACGCCUGCCAGAAGGGCUUCAGCCAGUCCUCGGAGCUGCUGCGCCACCGCUGCGUCCAGAGCGCAGAGCGGCCAUUCAAGUGUGCCGUUUGCAGCAAGGCCUACAAGCGUGCUUCGGCCCUCCAGAAACACCAGUUGUCCUCCCAUUGUGCGGAGAAACCCCUCCGCUGCACCCUGUGCGAGCGGCGCUUUUUCUCUUCAUCGGAAUUUGUGCAGCAUCGUUGCGACCCUACCCGCGAGCGGCCCCUGAAGUGCCCGGACUGCCAGAAACGCUUCAAGUACGCCUCUGACUUGCAGCGCCACCGGCGAGUUCACACUGGGGAGAAGCCCUAUAAGUGCCCAGCUUGCGAGAAGGCCUUCAAGCAGCGGGAGCACCUGAACAAGCACCACGGGGUCCACACCCGGGAGCAGCACUAUAAGUGCAUGUGGUGCGGCGAGCGCUUCCUGGAUCUGGGCCUGUUGCAGGAGCACAGUGCACAGCACACGUCUGCCGAGAACACCUACCCGGUUGCACCCUGCCUGCCUUGACCAGCUGCCUUCGGUGGAGGAUGGGUUAGACCAGAUUUCCAUCCCUCCAUCCCUGUUUUACUCCUGGGCUGAAGGGCAGACCUCACCAGAGACUUCAUAUCUUCGGGAAACACG
This is a messenger RNA of Gekko japonicus, 2356 nucleotides long. It is a transcript of the gene ZNF319, whose product is annotated as zinc finger protein 319. Gene Ontology annotation, molecular function: DNA-binding transcription factor activity, RNA polymerase II-specific; RNA polymerase II transcription regulatory region sequence-specific DNA binding. Gene Ontology annotation, biological process: regulation of transcription by RNA polymerase II. The record is from RefSeq and is a predicted model, not a curated record. The transcript is spliced from 3 exons. Gene Ontology annotation, cellular component: nucleus. NCBI's taxonomy places the organism in Eukaryota, Metazoa, Chordata, Lepidosauria, Squamata, Gekkonidae. The coding region runs from base 497 to 2242 and encodes 581 amino acids.